Molecule: messenger RNA, 351 nt
Organism: Macrosiphum euphorbiae (potato aphid)
Lineage: Eukaryota; Metazoa; Arthropoda; Insecta; Hemiptera; Aphididae
Source: the annotation of a GenBank genome assembly
AUGCAACAAUGUAUCCUUUUCCCCUUAUCGUCCCAAGUCACCCCUCUUGGUCGUCAUCCGUUGUCUUCCCAUCCACCUUUCUACUACCCUUUCGCCAUACAAUCGCCCUUUCGUCUUUACACCCCUUCGCCCAUAUCUCAUUCUCCUCUUUCUCCUAUUGUGCUGCUUGCACCGCACACAUAUCUCCUAAUACCAUUACACGUAAUCCCGUCCCGGGCUAUUAACUGCAGUCGCUGUCAUCGUCUUUUCCGGACGGCGGUGCCACUUGCCAGACGUCUGUCUUGGAUCAGCCCUCGUUUGUUAAUCAUUUAUCCCUUAAUUUACGCUUUUGCCCUAAAACCAUCCGACUAA